This is a messenger RNA of Colletotrichum gloeosporioides, 222 nucleotides long. RefSeq lists its product as uncharacterized. The coding region runs from base 1 to 222 and encodes 73 amino acids. The record is from RefSeq and is a predicted model, not a curated record. The transcript is spliced from 2 exons. NCBI's taxonomy places the organism in Eukaryota, Fungi, Ascomycota, Sordariomycetes, Glomerellales, Glomerellaceae.
AUGUCCUCACCAACCACAACAAACUCAGUUGAAGCGGGAGGGCGAGUGUAUAAGCGCCGGCCUGGCGCAUGCGAGACAUGCAAGAUCCGAAAGCGAAAGUGUACGUCAAGUUACUCAGAAUCUUCGAUGAAUACCCUGGAUGUCGUCUUACAAUUUUUAGGCGAUGGAGGCAGGCCAAGCUGCGAAAAGUGCCUCGGGCCGAUCGAGCCAAAGCAGUAUUAA